AUGACCACUCAAGGGUCGAUUCUCUUUGUCGACGCCUACGACUCGUUCGCAGAGAACAUAGCCGCUCUCCUUCGCGAGCAGCUUCUGGUCGAGGUGACUCUAGUGAGCAUCGAUUGUGAUAUCCCGGCCCACUUCAACCAGUCCCCAGAGGCAUUCUUUGCUGGCUUCGAUGCUAUAGUCCUCGGCCCCGGCCCUGGAAAUCCAUACAAUGAACAUGAUGUUGGUCUGUACGGCAAAGUCUGGGCUUGCGCCUCAGAAGACAACAUUCCCGUGUUGGGCAUCUGUUUAGGUUUCCAGAGCCUGUGCGCUCACAAUGGAGUACCUGUCGUGCGCUUGGAGCUACCAUGCCAUGGACAUGCUAAGGAAAUAUGUCAUGCCGAUAGGGACAUCUUCUGUCAGUCCGGAAGCAUAAUUGCCACCAAUUAUAACAGUCUGGGAGUCCGCAUGGACGAUCUCAAGCGGAUCGGUACCCCGAGUCGUCCAAGUUCGUCUGCCUCCAGUGAGAGCACAUCGUCUCUGCGAAGUCUGCCAUCUGUUUCAGUCGCCUUCGAGCUGGCGAAUGAAUCAUCACGAUACCGAACCUGCAACAACCUGGAAGUUCUGGCGUGGGAUAAAGAUCAUUGGGCCAUGGCUGUUAGGCACAAGCUCCUUCCAUUCCACGGCUUCCAAUUUCACCCCGAAUCGUGCAAGUCUAGUUUCACUUGUCACAAAAUCAUCAAACAGUGGUGGGAGGCCACAAGAAGACACAACGCAGCCCACCGAGAUUUUGUUUCUGUUAUACGACUGGCUUCUCCUAAGCUCACUGAAGGGACCCUUCUUCACGAGAGUGCGGCCUUGUCCAGAGAGCUGAAUUCUCUGUCAAAGCCGUGCAGUGGGACUGUAAGCCGGAGGUCUCUGCACCUACCGCUAGGGAGUAGGGUCAUUGCAAGUCUGUGCUACCAAAGAUCUCCGCCAAACGCUUCCGUGAUGCUAGAGUCUACCAAACGGGGUCAGUACAGCAUAUAUGCCUUCCCUGACGGGUGCAGUUUUCAGUUGGAAUACGCUGGAGGUCGCGCUACGCUCAAACAAGACUCUACACCUCCUACCAGUUUCAUACUCGCCCGGGAACAUGUGGAGGGAUGUCUGGCAUCUUUCCUUUCCAGCAGAUCUUUUCAACAUGAUAGUACGUCUGACGUCCCAUUCAAAGGGGGGUUCAUGGGGUUUUUGUCGUACGAGUUCGGAACGGCGUCAUUGCAUCUUGAUGUUCCAGAGCAAGCCCGAUCACCAACUUCCACGCCGGAGAUCAGCCUCCUUUGGGUGGAGCGCAGUAUUGUCUUUGAUAAUUGUACCGGAAUGGCUUACGUGCAAUCUAUAAGACCAAAUGACGACUGUUGGGUUGAUGAGAUGGUCAAUGAGCUAAGUAAUACACCUCUGUUCAAACCAACAGCCGGUUUGGACCGAUCAGAAACCGACAGAUUGCGCCAAAUCCUGUCCUCGACAAACUCCAGCCUCCCAGACCACGACGCAUAUAUUUCGCAGAUUCGCACAUGUCAAUCUGAGCUUCUCGCUGGCAACUCCUACGAACUAUGUCUCACCACCGAAGCAACGGUCACGACACCCGCUGUCCCCGACGCCUCCUGGCUGUUGUACAACAAUAUACAACAAUACAACCCUGUUCCUUUCGCCGCCUUCGUCCGCCUCCACAAAAUCACCAUCCUCUCCUCUUCACCGGAGCAAUUCCUCUCUUGGUCUGCCAAAGAUGGCGCUAUUGACAUGAUUCCUAUGAAAGGAACUGUUAAGAAAAGCCCAGAGAUGACCCUCUCCAAAGCCGCUGCAAUCUUAUCCUCUGCCAAGGAAAGCGCCGAGAAUCUGAUGAUUGCGGACCUCAUCCGACAUGAUUUAUAUAGCACCGUGGGCCGCGACGCGAAAGUAGAGGUGGUGAAAUUAUGCGACGUGGUCGAGUCCGAAACCGUCUUUUCGCUCGUCUCGCAUAUUCGUGCUCACGUACCCAUAUCUACUGAAACGGAUCGGGAAGCCGAUGGACACACGAAAGAAAUGACAAGAUAUGGCGUGAGAGCACUUACUCGCACGCUCCCGCCAGGAAGUAUGACGGGCGCCCCAAAGAAGCGGUCCUGCGAGAUUCUCCACGGACUGGAGCAGAGAGAUCGUGGCGUUUACUCGGGAGCCAUCGGCUAUAUGGAUGUCAGCGGCAACGGCGCUUGGUCGGUGUGUAUACGCUCAGCGUUCUCUAAUGACGACGAGAAAGAGAGGGAUCAAAACACUGGCGAAGACUUACAGAAGUGGCGAAUUGGUGCUGGGGGAGCGAUCACCGUUCUCAGCGACGAGGAGCAGGAAUGGGAGGAGAUGAUGACCAAGUUGGACAGUGUUUUACGAGGCUUUCAAAUGGAAUGA
Molecule: messenger RNA, 2391 nt
Organism: Cladophialophora immunda
Lineage: Eukaryota; Fungi; Ascomycota; Eurotiomycetes; Chaetothyriales; Herpotrichiellaceae
Product: aminodeoxychorismate synthase
Exons: 1
Coding region: 1-2391 (796 amino acids)
Biological process (GO): L-tryptophan biosynthetic process
Source: RefSeq, a predicted model, not a curated record